Thamnophis elegans (Western terrestrial garter snake) is the source of this 971-nucleotide messenger RNA. RefSeq names its product family with sequence similarity 204 member A (gene FAM204A). The transcript is spliced from 9 exons. Bases 140 to 856 code for a protein of 238 amino acids. The record is from RefSeq and is a predicted model, not a curated record. NCBI's taxonomy places the organism in Eukaryota, Metazoa, Chordata, Lepidosauria, Squamata, Natricidae.
CGGAGCUCGUGCCGUCAAGGCCGCCUGUGGGAGACCUUCCAAGAUGGCGGCAAUGUAAACAAGAUACGGCGAUAACUGAGAUGAAUACAAUGGAUAGCAUGGUUUUUUCUGGAGAAGAUGGUCCUGAUGGAACCCAGAGAUGUGGAGUGGUCUGCUACCUCCUGGUGUGAAUGAAGCUGAUGUUGCCAUAAGUUCAGAUGACGAAGAAACAGUGUCUCUUACUGAGAGUAUCUUAAAUGAAAAACAAGAAGAAAAGAAAUUCCUGGACAAACAGACUUGUGAUCAUGAGGGAAAAAAUAUGGCUGAAAACCAACUUCCUUCUACAGAAGAACAGGAAUGUCUGGCAUGCCUUCCUGGAGUUUCCUUAGAUAUGUGGAAUAAAUUUCAAAAUCUGAAAAAGAAAAACCUUGACAUGAAAAAUCAAGAAAAAUGUCAAAGAGAUAGGAGACGAAAGAGAAAACGUUCUCAAAAAGGUAAAAUGAAAAGCAGUGAAGAAAUAACUGAAAGCCAAGAGUCUAUAAAAGAAAAGCACUUCAAAGAGCUCACUCAAUAUUUUGGAAUCAAUGAUAGGUUUAAACCACUGGAAAGCAAAGAAACUACUCAAAAGUCUGGCCUUGAAAUCAGUAUAGACAAAUGUGUAGCUGACGGUAAUAUUGCCCAAGCUGAGGAAUUAAGUGAUAGAUUAGCUACUCGAGAGCUUGGUGUGAAAAUUGCAAAAGCUGUUGCUUGCCGAAAUUUUGUGAAAGCCAAGCAAGAUGUAGAGGUUACUCAAGAGGCCCGAAAAAAGAAAAAACUUGCAUGGGGUUUUGAAGCGAAGAAAAGAUGGGAAACAAAAAGCAACAUGGGAUACAUGUAAUUAAUUCUGUCUAGGAAAGCUGAAAAAAUGUAAAGCAGGGGAAAAGGUUUGUUAAUAUAUAAUGCAUAAAUUAUAAAUUUAUUUGUUUUAUUUUGUAAUGUUUCUGCUGCUGAAU